Messenger RNA from Scatophagus argus, 4958 nucleotides. It is a transcript of the gene adamtsl3, whose product is annotated as ADAMTS-like 3. Gene Ontology annotation, molecular function: metalloendopeptidase activity. Lineage: Eukaryota; Metazoa; Chordata; Actinopteri; Scatophagidae. The transcript has 26 exons. The record is from RefSeq and is a predicted model, not a curated record. Gene Ontology annotation, cellular component: extracellular matrix. Bases 322 to 4587 code for a protein of 1421 amino acids. Gene Ontology annotation, biological process: extracellular matrix organization.
AUCCCAAGUUGUGUGUCAGCCAGGCAGACGGGCUGUGCGCCGCUCGGAGGUUGGACACACUUAUCGGAGACGCAAAGUAGCCUGCCGGGCUGUCGAUCUAUCUGGCACCUCACCGUCCUCUCUGGGUCACUUUUUGGACCCCUCUGUGUUUGGCGCGGGGUGUGGACAGCAGAGAUCGGGCUUCGGUGGAUAGUUGGACUGUUCUUGGAGAGGAACUGAUGUUGCAUCUCCACAUGAACGCAUAGGAGCCCCCCUCCCCUCCCCUGUGAAGGUUGAGGCUUACCCAGCUGUAGAGAGACCGUGACCGGGGGAAAAAUCCAGAUGAAGAUGGAGCCAUUUACCUUCUGGAGGACUGUUCUCAUCUUCCACACACUUUCCUUUGUACAGUGUGCAGAGAGUCAGCUCCAGAGCGCGAUGUUCCUGCCAGAGUUCGCUCUCUCACCUCAGGGCAGCUUCAUGGAGGAUGCCACAGAAGAUCAGUUUCUUACCUACAGAGCUGACGACCAGGUGUCCAGGAUGACCCGCUCAGAUGAAGACAGAGACAUUGGGUGGGACGCCUGGGGCCCCUGGAGUGACUGCUCUCGAACAUGCGGGGGAGGAGCUUCCUACUCACUGCGACGCUGUCUCAGUGGAGGAAGUUGCGAUGGCAAAAACAUUCGUUACAGAACCUGCAGUAACACGGAAUGCCCAGCAGAGGCUGGUGAUUUCCGGGCCCAGCAGUGUUCAGCCCACAAUGACAUCAAGUACCAGGGUGUUACCUACGAGUGGGUCCCAGCGCCCUAUGACCCCUUGGCACCCUGUGCACUGUUGUGCCAGGCCAAAGGCAGAAGUCUCACUGUUGAACUGGCCCCAAAGGUGCUGGAUGGGACACGAUGCCGGACAGAUGCCUUUGAUAUGUGCAUCAAUGGAGUAUGCCAGGAGGUGGGAUGUGAUCGUCAGCUGGCCAACGGUGCCAGGGAGGAUAACUGUGGUGUCUGUGGCGGUGAUGGCUCCACAUGCCGGCUAGUACGAGGACAGACCGUAUUCCACCUUACACCUGAAAAACCUCUGAAGACAGUGCUGGAGGUGCCAGUGGGAAGUCGCUUUCUCAGACUCAGUGCCAAAGGACCUGAUAUAAUAGUUAUUGAAGCUGUGUCUCUUCAGGGGUGGAAGGAGGAGACCAGUCUAACGUCCUCUGGCUCCUACAUGAUAGGAAAUACCUCCUUGGACUUCCAAAGAGGGAUGGACAGACAGAUACUCAGGACACAUGGCCCGCUCAACUCUGAUUAUAUUAUCAAGAUGAAAUAUGAAGGCCCUAAGGACAAGGACACGGUUGUCCAGUCUCUCUUCUACCAGCCAAUCAGGUACCAAUGGAGAGAAACUGACUUCUUCCCCUGCUCAGUCACCUGUGGAGGAGGCUACCAGCUGAACUCUGCAGAGUGCAUAGACAUUCGAUCCAACCAGACCCUUCCUGAGCACCAUUGUAACAGCUAUCCUGAAAACACCAAGCCCACACCAAAACUCAAGGAGUGCAAUAUGGACCCAUGUCCAGACAGUGAUGGCUUCAAAGAGGUGAUGCCAUAUGAUCACUUUCAACCUCUACCUCGCUGGGAGCAGGGUCCCUGGACUCAGUGCUCCGUGUCCUGUGGUGAAGCUGGCGGCUGGCAGGAUCGCAGCGUGCUGUGUGUGGAGGAGGACACCCAUGGACAGUUCUCCCAGGUGGAGGAGUGGAAGUGCACCCAUUCCCCUCGACCUAUCACCCGACAGAUUUGUAACACCUUCUCCUGUCCCCAGUGGGUGGCCAUGGAAUGGUCUCAGUGCACAGUCACGUGUGGUCGUGGUCUGCGUUACCGGGUGGUCCUGUGCAUCGACCAUCGUGGACAACACAUUGGAGGCUGUGAAGCAUCACUAAAACCUCAUGUUAAAGAAGACUGUCUGGUCCCUAUUGCCUGCCACAAGCCCCGAGAGUCUCUGCCAGUGGAGGCCAAAGCACCCUGGUUAAAACAAGCCCACGAACUGGAGGAGCACCAAACUGCUACAGAGGAUCCCACAUUUGUACCUGGGCCCUGGUCAUCCUGCAGUGCCACCUGUGGGCCUGGCAGGCAAACGCGGGAGGUGAAGUGUCAGGUACUCCUCUCAUUCACCAAGACAGAGGUGGACCUCCCAGAGGAGGAGUGUGGUGAGAACAGACCCCAAACGGAGAGGCCCUGUAACCAGGGGUUAUGUACCAAAGUUCCAGGCAUCUCAUCAAGCCUCAAGGACCAUGGGGCCACUUUCAUCCAGACAGAGGAACUGUACAGUUGGAGCUACAGUGGUUUCACUGCCUGCUCAGCCACAUGUGCUGCUGGAAAGCAGAAAGCAGUAGUGAGGUGUGUUAACAGCAAGCAAGGUGACGAGGUGGAUGACUUUCUGUGUGAGCCAUCCAGCAGGCCACCAGUACUGAUCCGCAUCUGUGAGCCUGAGCCAUGCCCCCCAAGAUGGGAGGUGACAGCAUGGACUGGCUGCUCUGCUUCCUGUGGCGUCGGUAUACAGACCAGGAGUGUAUUUUGCAUGCGUCUGUUGUCCUUUGACCAGCAGGAUAUUCUGACUGUUUCAGAGGAUGAGUGCAAUGACUUUAAACCUGCCAUCCUGCAGCCCUGCAACCAGGUGGACUGUCCUCCAGCCUGGGAGACCGAACCUUGGCAGCAAUGCUCCCAGUCCUGUGGUGGGGGUGUUCAAGUGCGGAAGGUCUAUUGCAAGCAGCUCCUGUCCACAGGGGCCUAUAGGUGGCUGGGAGACAAUAGCUGCUUUGGGAACAAACCUGCCGCUAGCAGAGGCUGCAGCAACAUUGACUGUCUGCCGUACAUGGCAGGAGGAGAGUGGGGAAAGUGCUCAGUUUCUUGUGGUUUGGGGAUCCAGCGUAGGGAGCCGCUGUGCCUCCAGGUGACGGCCAUGGACCAGCAGGUGACACUGGACAGGGAGCUGUGCUCAAGGUUGCCCUCCCCACCACUCAUCCGAACUUGCCGUAUGAUGGCUUGUCCCAAGCACAAGAAAGAGAUGAGACCCAAAGACACCAAAAAGGUUCAGGUCAAGAUCCGAAUGAAGCAGGCAGUGAGACAUCCAGCAAAGGCCAGAGGCUAUAAGCGGGGAGUUAAACAGUGUCCACUGCUCAUGGGUAUGCAUCAUAUCUACAUACAGACUCGCAAGGAAAAACGCCUCCACCUGACAAUUGGUGGCCAUGCCUACCUCCUACCCAACACCUCCCUGGUCAUCAAAUGCCCUGUCAGAAGGUUCCCCAAAGCUUACAUCCGCUGGCUCAAAGACGAACACCCCCUGUCCAUUUCCAAAAGACUGGGUAUCACCAAAUCCGGCUCACUGAAGAUACAUUUUCUGGGGGCAGAAGAUAUUGGGGUGUACAAGUGUGUUGCUGGACCUGCAUCAGACAUACUCACUCUUCAGCUGAUAGGUAACGACAGCAGGUCAACUGGCAGACCAUCUACUGCCAGUCCAAGUACCAACCGGGAGGAGAUGCUGCUUCGUUGCCAUUGGCACUACUCAAUCCCGGAGCUAGUGCAGAGGAUUAGUGUUUCUCUUCUUCCUCCUGGUGUCCGGGAGGUUUCAUUGCAGCCACAUGUGGAGGAAAGGCUAAUUAACAUCACCCUGCAAGCUGACCGAGGAGAGAUCCAGCAGGAGCAGGCAUCAGAACUCAUCUCCGCACUGCUGACCCACAUAUCUGCUGCCCAGCUCUGGGCCAGGACUACGGAGGGAGGAGGACAAGCUAAAGACAGACUGCCCAACUGGUCAGAACGCUUUUCACUGGGGACUAUGGCAAAGAGACCAGCGAUCAUCAGACAGCAGCAGAUCUUGCCACUGACUUUUCAGAGAACCAUCAACAUCAGUGUUGGAAACAGUGCCCUCCUCACCAAUGCCACCCAGUCACUAACCAUACUCUGUCCUGCAGAGGGUUUCCCGCCUCCCAAAACCAGCUGGACCAAAGAUGGUAUUAUGCUGCAGCCCACUGACAGGGUGUCCUGGGAUAGCUCUGGAGCACUGCACAUCCUUCAGCCCACUGCAUUUGACAGAGGCCUGUACAAGUGCACAGUCACCAACACACAUGGCUCAGACUCAGAGACAUUUCAGCUACUGGUGGCAGAGCCACCAGUCAUUGCAGUGUCAUGGAGGAAUGUUUCAGACCAUGGGAUGGUGUUAGGCCGCACCUUGAGGGCCACAGUUGGAGGGCAAGUCAGUGUUCGCCCAGGCACCAAUCUCACUGUGGAAUGUCCUGUCACUGGCUUUCCUCAGCCCACAGUUACAUGGCACAGGAAGAAUGGACAAUUAGAUGCAGGUGCUGUUUUUUUGCCAUCUGGCUCACUGUGGAUCAGAAAUGUUUUUCUGCACAACCAAGGCAUCUACUACUGCACGGCCGCUAAUGCCAUAGGAAAGGCUUCUGCCUCCACUGUCCUGCAGGUCUAUGGUCCAUACCCUGCUGGAGGAAGCAGGGUUGUUCCAGCCUCACAAGAACUGAACAGUAGAAGGGUCCUUAUGGCAUCACGCCGUGGAACUAGUGUCUUCAUUAAACCUGGAGACAGUCUACAUAUAGGUAGCCUACCAACGCAAGCAUUGAUAUGAACACAGCCUGUACAUCCUCAUGCUUGCACAGGAGUAGAUAAACUAAACAUUCACAUUCACCAAGGUUGUACUCUAAGACAGAGAAUCUCAGCGAUAGAUGUCUCCAAACCCUUGGGACACAAACUCAAAAUGCAUGGAGAAAUGCCACCAGGGGCUUGUGAGAAAAUAUGUUUUUUGAUUUCAAUGAAUUGACAUUUUAAUGUGAAAGCACCUUAAUAAGGCGAUCACUUGUUUAGUACAUUUUAUGGAAAAAGGUUUAAACAUGAAGAUCAUAAGGGGAUUCAGAUGAAUUUGAACUGAACUUUUAAAUGAAUUUCACAUUAUUUGGAUCAUCUUUUAAAUAAAAAGUGCGAAUUAAAUGUGAAAAUUAA